GAGACGGCGCUCGCGGCUAGCGACGCGACGGCGACCUCUUCCUCCGCGCUCCCCGCUUCCUUCUCUCCGAUUGUGCUAGCAGUUCCUAGGAUUGGUGAAGACGAGCCGCCUCGUUCCUGGGACUUUGUUUUGACUCCGAAAGCUAUGGUUGGAAGAGGUUCGCCAAAACUCAGUAUGAUUCCAAAGGGAACUCCUAAGUUUGGUAGGAUGCUAUCUGCGACAAGUACUAGGAUGAAGAGAGUCUCUCCAAAAGGCAACCAAGUUAAACAGAGAGCAAUUUGGAACGCGGAGUUGGAGAAGUCACUUGUUGAAAUCCUUUUCGAGCACAAAGACUAUAGAGGAGAUAAUGGCUGGAACACUGAAUCAUGGAAUAGAAUGGUGAAGGAAUUCCAUGCACGGAACAAGUGUGUAUCAUUCACCAAUAGUCAAGUUCAAGAGAAGGAGGGUCAACUGAAAAGAGAUUACAAGAUGUUGAAAGCGGCUAGGCAACAAAGUGGGUCUUCUUGGAACGAGAAGAGAUGCAUGGUAGAGGGAUCGCCGGCUAUGUGGGAAAACUUGCAAAUUACAUUCCCAAAGAUCAAAAAGUUCUGCAACAACAAGGCCAACUUUCCCUUGUACUGCACUUGGCCAACUUGCUGAAGGAAAACACAACUGCACCUCCCUUGAUUCAAUGGAAGAUGAGAAACCCCUAAGGCUAGUACAAGAAUUGGACGAUGAUAGUCAACAGCAAGAUGAUCUUGUGCUGCUCGAAGACCAAAGAAACUCAAGAGAGAAAGAAAGUGAUGUUGUGUUAAGAAACCCGAGAGAGAAAGAAACUGAUGUGCUGCUUGAAGACCAAAGAAACACGAGAGAGAAGGAAACUCAAGCUGAGGAUUCAAGAAUUAUGACUGAAGAGCAAAAAAGACAGGCUUUAAUAGCAAAGAGGAGACAAGAAAAAGAAGAUAAAAAGACUAGUAAGAAUUCAAGAGUGGAGAACAUGAUGGAUCGAUACCUUGAGAUGAGGACUAAGCAACACGAGGAAGAAGCUAUAGCUAGAGAGAAGGAAUUUUCACAAGCAGCAGACUAUUCUGUCAAGAAGUGUGUAUCUAUGUUGAACUCAAUGGAUGUUACCAAACAAGAGAAGGCAAAGGCUUUUGCUGUUUUUAAGACCUUAGCAAAUAGAGAAAUCUUUUUGUGUGCCUGCGAAGAUGACUUAGAGUCUGCUUUAAUGUGGCUGAGAAAUGAAAUGGCCUAGCAUCACCAAAGCAUGCGAAGAAGGGAAAGAACCCAUGGAGUUGCACACAAUGGAGGAGCUGUCUCAACAUUCGAAUCUGAAUAUUAUGGUUGUUGAUCAUGCCAGUUUGGCACUUGUGACAAACUGUUGAUUUGCUGUUAAGGGUCUUCUAUGUCCAGCCCUUUUGGCACUUGAAAGAGUGUUGUCUGUCCUUUGGCACUUGAAACUGUUAAUUUGCUAUGCUGUUAAGCCCCUUGGGCACUUGUGACAAACUGUAUAUUGGUGCUAGCUGUUUUCUUUCCAGCUCAAACCGAAUACACUUUUUUUGAAGAGCUGGAUUAAGAAAAGGAGUGGAUUCAAACCACGUGUGGUUUCAGAUUUUUAGUGAAUACAC
Messenger RNA from Oryza brachyantha (malo sina), 1607 nucleotides. RefSeq lists its product as uncharacterized. Lineage: Eukaryota; Viridiplantae; Streptophyta; Magnoliopsida; Poales; Poaceae. The record is from RefSeq and is a predicted model, not a curated record. Bases 145 to 639 code for a protein of 164 amino acids. The transcript has 7 exons.